This is a messenger RNA of Penicillium manginii, 4599 nucleotides long. RefSeq lists its product as uncharacterized. NCBI's taxonomy places the organism in Eukaryota, Fungi, Ascomycota, Eurotiomycetes, Eurotiales, Aspergillaceae. Gene Ontology annotation, molecular function: protein binding. The record is from RefSeq and is a predicted model, not a curated record. The transcript has 2 exons. Bases 1 to 4599 code for a protein of 1532 amino acids.
AUGAUUGCUAACCGGGAAAUAUUCCCAGAACCCGAAUCACACCUCAAAAGCACGCCCUCGACGCCCCGGUCAUCCAGCCCUCUGCCCUCGACUGUCCCGAAUGCCACCCAGUCCGCCUCGUCCGACGCGUCGACUUCACAACAUGAAAGCCUUCAGGGACAGCUUUGGAACCAAGCCUACGAUGCUCUUAAAGACAAGGAAGCUGACCUGGUUGAAGCAUACGAGAAACUUCUCUCGCAUGAACUCAGCGGGGGUGACCGGGAUUCAUCCCAUAUCGACGAGAGGCCCACAAACUUGAUCGCUCAAACGAAUUCGGAAAGAAGAAAGUUCCAGAUGAAUCAGAUCGUUGAAGCUGGGCUCAAAAAAACAGAGAAAGAGGCCUCCAUUAAGAGUGGCCUAGGGGAGAAAACACGAGUCUUAUCCUCGAUGAAAGAUUUGAUAAGUGCGGCAGUCAAAUCAUCCCCUGAAGCUUCUCUCGCCUGGACUGGCGCUUGCUUUUGCAUGCAGAUGUUGGAAAAUCCAAUAAGCGAGUCCAGUUCUAAUCGUGAUGGUGUCACCUACGUAUUAUCCAGGAUGAAGUGGUACUGGGAAUUAUCAGGCCUACUCAACGAUGGAGGCGACAGCACGAUCGGAUUGAGGGUUGAACUUCAGAAUCACAUUGUUGAGCUCUAUAAAACUCUUCUCUCCUAUCAGAUGAAAAGCGUUUGUCUUUACUAUAGGAACAGAGGGGUUACGUUCCUACGAGACUUGAUCAAACUUGAUGAUUGGGAAAGUACUCUCAAGUCUCUCAAGUCCGCGGAGGAUGUUGUCAGAGAGGACUACCAUACCUACAAUACCUCUAACAUGGCCGAUCGCCUCAACGGGCUUCUUGAGGCUGCAAAUUCUGAGUGUAGUAUCCUUCGGGAUAUUGCUAGCUUUAUCCAGCAACAAACCAAGGCGGAGCAGCAGAGACAAACGGAAGAGAAGAAAGAGAGAGAGGAUGACAAGAACAAUCAGUAUCUUAUCGAUCUACGAGCAACAGACUCCCGUUUGGAUAAAGAGCGAAUUGAGAAAACGAAAGGGGGAUUGUUGCCAAAGAUUUCAAACUGGAUUCUGGGCCAUCAGUCCUUCAGAAAUUGGCGCGAGAAAGACGAAUCCCAGCUUCUAUGGAUUAAGGGUGACCCGGGAAAAGGCAAGACUAUGCUGCUGAUUGCUAUCAUCAAUGAGCUGGAAAGAUCUUUAGCGGAUGCCACCAAUUCAGACCAGCAGACAUCUCCAUCCCUGAUCUACUUCUUCUGCCAAGGAACCAACUCGGCUCUCAACAGCGCAACGGCCGUUCUCAGAGGCCUCAUCUAUCGCUUUGUUAAAGAAUGCCCACCACUCAUCUCAUACUUACAAAAGGCGUACGCCGACUCCGGCUCUAAGCUCCUUGAUCACAACGCUUUCUUCGCACUAUCGCAUAUAUUGAGGCAGAUGCUGAAUGAUGAACGAAUCCCUCAAGCUUAUAUCGUGAUUGACGCAUUGGAUGAAUGUGACGAAGAUUUGCUACAGCUUUUGGAUUUCAUCGUUGAGAAUUUUGCCCGACAACCUAUCGUUAACAUCAAGUGGAUCAUUUCAAGUCGGCUCAUAGACCGAAUUGAAAAGCAGCUGGUCCCAAUAGCUUCUGAAGGGGGUUAUAUGGCUCUCAGGUUGGGUGAGACUCAGGAGCAAAUAACUGAUGCCGUCAACGCUUUUAUCGAUGUCAAGAUAUCCCAGCUUGGCCUUGAAGAAGAGGAAACGAAGGUUAAAAUUCGCGAAACACUGCGUGAAAAAGCCGCUGGCACGUUUCUAUGGGUUGCGCUCGUUUUUGAAGAGCUUCAAAAUACCCCGGUCUGGGAAAUUGACGAUGUGCUAGAAGAGAUACCUUCUAGCUUAAAGGCUAUCUACAGCAGGAUUCUCGAUCGGAUUCUACCACCUGAUGAAGCACACACAAAUUCGCGAGAAAAUGUCAGACAUGGACUCUGUCGACUUAUUCUUUCGAGGGUAACUUUAGCAUAUCGUCCACUCUAUCUGGAUGAACUUGCCAUGGUCUCUGAGCUGCCUAAGAACAAACAAAAAUACAUCAAGGAGAUUGUGAAAUCAUGUGGUUCACUGCUUGCUAUUUCAGAAGACCAAGUUUAUCUCGUUCAUCAGUCAGUCAAAGAUUUUCUGAGUGGCGAAGCAGCUAAGGAAAGAAUCUUUCCAUCCGGGCUUCCAACAACUCAUCUCGCCAUUUCCUUGGAGUCCUUGAAUGCCAUGACUAAAACGUUGAAGCGGAACAUCUACAACUUGUCAUCUCCUGGACUUCCAAACAGUGAAUUCAAAGCUCAUGGUUUAGACCCAUUGAUCUCUGUGCGAUAUUCCUGCGUUCACUGGAUUAGUCAUUUUUGCAAUGCUUACAGGAAAGCUGAGGUUGACAUCGAUGAUGACGACGGCAGCAGCAGCAGCAGCAGUUUCCCGAUGAGCCUUGAGGGCCUUGAUACUGUCAGAUACUUUUUCGAAAAUUGCUUCCUCUACUGGGUCGAAGCAUUAGGAAUUCUUCGUCAUUUGGGAAAUGCGAUCGUGUCGAUGAAGGAACUUGAGCAAAUGCUCGGAGUAAGUUUCCUGCCUCAUGUCAAGAUGAAAAUCAAUCUAAUUACUACUCAGAAAUGGAACCCCGAGGAUGAGCUAGUAGGGCUAGUGUAUGACUGUCGACGCUUUGCCUUGAAUAAUAUUUGGUUGAUUGAGACUACGCCACUCCAAACAUACGUAUCUGCAUUGGUGUUCAGCCCGACUUCUUGCAAAAUUCGAAAUAUCAAGAAAUACAAAGAUGAGGAACCAAAUUGGAUCACAAUAAAAUCAAAGGUGGACGAUACCUGGAGCCCCUGCUUGCAAACCCUCGAAGGUCAUAAGAUGUCAGUCAAGUCUGUCGCGUUCUCACGCGACUCGAGGCUGUUAGCCUCAGGGUGUUUGGACGGGACCAUCAGGAUUUGGGAUGCCGGAACCGGAGCUUUUCAGCAGUCACUCGAUGCGUCCGCUCUGGUCCUUUCUGUGGCAUUCUCUCCGGACUCAAUACUCUUAGCUGCAGGAUGUGACGACUCCAGCAUCAGGAUCUGGGAUACUGCAACUAGAACUCUCCGAUACGUACUGCGGCAUCACGAGAAUGAUUUCAAAAUUGCAAAACUGUGCCAGGGGCGAAAGCGAUUGACCAAGGACAUCCAGGCUGAAGGUGAUGAUACUGAUCCAUCGCCUGCUCAAUAUGAUAGGAACGAGGUCCUAGGAAACGAAAAAAUCCUGUCGGUUGCAUUCUCAUAUGACUCGAGUCUGCUGGCCUCCGGGUCUGAUGGAAACACGAUCGCAAUCUGGGAUAGUGUAAAUCAUCAACUUCAACACACUCUUUCAGGCCAUAAUGAUACUAUUAAUUCAUUGGCAUUUUCACCAAAGUCAUUUAUCCUAGUCUCGGCAUCAAACGACCGUACGAUCAAGAUCUGGGAUGCAGCAACUGGCAAUCUUCAACAAACACUCACAGGUUACGACGCUGAAGUGAGGACAGUUGCAUUUUCACCCAAUUCUCAAUUUUUGGCUUCGGGAUCAGAGGAAGGUACCAUCAAAGUUUGGGAUACAAAGACUUGGAUGCUUCGAAACACUCUCGAGGCCCAUGAGGUAAAUGUUCGUUGUGUGGUGUUCUCUCCCGAUGGGAAAUUUCUGGCCUCUGCGGCAGGCGACCGUAAGGCCAAAAUUUGGAAUACAACAACGUGGUCCCUCCAACAAACAUUUCAGAAUCAUGAUCUCUAUCUGUCACUUGCAUUCUCAUCUGACUCUAAAACUAUUGCCCUGGGAACAGUUUACUGUAAAAUCAAGAUAUGGGAUACAGAGACUAGAAAUGAUUCAGAACAAGUAUCUGAGUAUCAUGAUAGUCGGGUGAAUUCUGUGACAAUUUCACAUGACUCGAAACUGCUCGCUUCAGCCUCAUCUGAUAAAACCAUCAAAGUUUGGAAUAUCGCAACCAUGACUGUCAGACGCACAUUGCAGGGCCAUAAGGAUUGGGUCAACUCGGCUGACUUUUCACCGGAUUCAAAGUUUAUCGCUACAGCCUCUAGUGAUAAAACUGUAAAGAUCUGGGAUCCGGAGACUGGGAAUCUUCACAAAACACUCGAGGGUUCUCACUCAAUGGAAAUUGCUGCAUUCUCGCGGGAUGGAUGCCUUUUGGUCUCCGCGUGCCGCGACCGUACAAUCAAAAUCUGGGAGACGGCUAAUUGGGAUUUAAUGAAGUCGAUUCAAUGCGACGAUAUAUUAUGGAGACUAUCAUUUGAUCAGACAGGUAUGUACUUGGAUACAGACGAAGGGCGAUUUCAGAUAUCCGAUGGGAGUCGAGUUCCAGAGGUUGAACCUUUGCGGAGCGACCUUGUACGAGAAAUUGGCUGGGGCCUCGACCGGGACCAGUCUUGGAUUACAUGGAACAGUAACAACGUGCUAUGGAUACCUCCAGACUAUCGAGUUUCCUCGUACUAUUCCGAUGGAACUCAAUUGAUCGAGUCACCAACAGUCACUAUGAUUGCAAAUGGAACUGAUGCGGGAAGGGUGGUAGUGAUCGAGGUUCCCAAAUCCGGACCAUUUGAUUGA